AUGCACAAGAAGUUAAAAGAUUUACAUGAAAUAUUAAAUAAUAAUUAUGAUAAAGUUUCAGAUACAAUAGCUGUAUUAAAGAAAAAGGUAUCACAAAACGAAGGAGAGUUAGAUACUUUAAAAACAAACAUACAAGAAAUAAAAGGAACGUUAAAAGAAGUACAAGGUAAAGAAAGAUUAACAGAAAAUGAAAUUUAUAAUUUAACAAAGAAAAUUACACAAGAAAAAGAUAAUCUAUCAAAAAUUAAAGAUCAGUCAACUUUAAUAAAUAAACAAAUAAAAGAAAAUGAAAGGAAGAGGGAUGAUUUGAUGCAAGAAUUAACGAUACACGAGGCUAAAAUAGAAGAUUAUGAAAAGAUAAGAAAAUACAUAGGAAAUGAUAAAUGUUCAGUUCAACAGAAGAUGAGGGAAAUUCAUAAAAAGAUGGUUGAUAAUGAGAGAGCUAAAAGUAAAUUAAAAAUACAAAAGAUAGGAAUUAGUGGUGAUGGGCAUAUUCCACUUUAUGCGCAGUACUAA
Messenger RNA from Hepatospora eriocheir, 516 nucleotides. NCBI's taxonomy places the organism in Eukaryota, Fungi, Microsporidia, Hepatosporidae. The record is from the annotation of a GenBank genome assembly.